AGUGUGCAAGCCGGGAUUUUACCGAUCAGCUCUUCAGACCAAAAGCUGCAGUAAAUGUCCUCCCAGAAGUUUCACCAAAGUGGAGGCCUCCACCUCCUGUCAGUGUGAGCAGGGAUACUACCGGACCGAAUCAGACCCUGCCAACAUGGCCUGCACAAAGGCACCUUCAGCCCCACGUAGCGCUAUUUCCAACGUGAAUGAGACCAGCGUCUUCUUGGAGUGGAGCGCCCCGGAGGAGACAGGCGGUCGGAAAGAUGUUCGAUACAACAUUGUGUGCAGUAAGAUCAGCACAGAUGCAGGCCAGUACGAACCGUGUGGAAGUCAUGUGCGAUAUCUGCCUCAGCGGACGGCUCUGAAAAACACCUCCGUCAUGGUCAUGGAUCUCCUGGCUCACACCAACUACAGCUUUGAGGUGGAGGCUGUGAACGGGGUGUCGGAACUAACCGCCCCUUUACGCCAGUACGUCUCGCUCAAUGUCACCACCAACCAGGCCGCUCCGUCUCCUGUAACCAUGGUGAAGAAAGGCAAGACGGCAAAGAAUAGCAUCUCGGUGUCCUGGCAGGGACCCGACCGACCCAACGGCAUCAUCCUGGAGUAUGAGAUCAAGUAUUUUGAGAAGGAUCAGGAAACAAGCUACACCAUCAUAAAGUCAAAGGAGACGGAUGUUUUGGUGGAUGGCCUUAAACCUUCCUCAGCGUACAUCUUUCAAAUUAGAGCACGCACCUCUGCAGGCUACGGAGGGUUCAGUCGCCGCUUUGAGUUUGAAACAAGCCCUUACUUAGCGGCCUCCAGUGAUCAGGGUCAGGUGCCCAUCAUCGCUGUCGCGGUCACUGUGGCCAUCAUCCUCGUCGCCUUGGUCACAGGUUUCCUGAUGAGUGGCAGGUAA
Sinocyclocheilus anshuiensis is the source of this 886-nucleotide messenger RNA. Its product is annotated as ephrin type-A receptor 5-like. Gene Ontology annotation, cellular component: plasma membrane; dendrite. Lineage: Eukaryota; Metazoa; Chordata; Actinopteri; Cypriniformes; Cyprinidae. Gene Ontology annotation, biological process: axon guidance; protein phosphorylation; ephrin receptor signaling pathway. Gene Ontology annotation, molecular function: protein binding; transmembrane-ephrin receptor activity. The record is from RefSeq and is a predicted model, not a curated record. The coding region runs from base 146 to 886 and encodes 246 amino acids. The transcript is spliced from 5 exons.